AUGCAGUCACUCGCGAGCGUGUCUCCGACGCGCGCCCUAUCCUCCGAGGCCAGCGUCGGUGCGGCUACUGACACAUUUUCCCACACCGCGUCCCUGAGCUCGACGCCUCCCACUACUAUUGCCGAUAGUAUCAGUCUGACUUCGGACACGUCUAAACCCGAGAAUGGUGCCGCCAUUGACAGCGCUGGCGGGCCCGCCGAGCCCGCCGACGUGGACGCCUCAACUGACGUUGCCGACUCCAUUGUCGCGUCUGCCGAGCCGCUCAAUUUCCUUCCACCUUCCGAAUCGCCUUUACCACCCGCUCUCGACACGCCCUCGAUCGGACGUUCGCGUCGGCAGCGUCUUAGCGCCCCGAUCUACAACCUAGCCAAGCUGGCCGGAACCGCUGUUCACGGCAAACGACGAGCCAAAGGCGACGAUGUCAGCAACCGAAAGCGACGCAACACGGUUGCAACCCAGACCGUUACCGCAAAUGCGAUCGACGAAUACGAGAUCCCCGACGACGACGAAGAAGAAGCCCAGAGGGCCGCAGCGCGGAAGAAGCGACAGUUGACGCGCGACCGUAACCCGUCUAAGCCCAACCCCGCGACACCGGGUGAGCCAUCCGCCCCGCGACGCAUCUCGACGCGUUCUUCAGGCGUAGAAGCCGAAACGUUGGCGUUGAAAUUGUCAACCCUGGGUAAGCGGGGCCGGAAGACGUUCGACAAGGGCGUCAGCAAGAUGUCUCGGGAAUUGCGCCGGUUGCAGGACACGGACGAAUUUGCCGGUAUUGAUAAGAAACCUGUUGUAUACACGACGUGGGCCAAUGGCAAGUACGUCUCACCAGACGAGCCCGAGCCUCCCCGAAAGAAGCAGAAGGUUUCCGCCGAGACGCCCGAAGCACCCACGCCGGAACCUGAACCUGUCGUCGAGGAGGAACCAGCGGCCAGGAAGAGGCGGGCCAAGAAGUACCUCGAUCGCGGUUUGUACGCGGGCCAGGACACUCCGUCGGAUGUCUUCAAGGGACUCACCUCCUCGGAGAAGAAGAGGCUGGCGCAGCUGCCCGAGCUGAUGCCCACCUCCACCAGACCUAACAAAGUAUUGCCGUUACCGAUCUAUAACGGAAUGCGGAUGUUGAUCCAGGGCCGGGACUUCAAGCUGCCCUUCGAUGUCUGCAACCCGCUCCCGCCGGGGCAACCUAAACCCGACGAGUGGAGGAAGAUGACGAAGAAUCGUUUCGUGGGCGAUGCCGGAGCGUACUGGAAAAAGACCCCACACUUCAAGGAUUAUCAGUCCAAGUGUGUGUGCACUCCGGAGGACGGAUGCGGCGAGAGCUGUCAGAACCGAAUUAUGCUGUACGAAUGCGACGACACCAACUGCAAUGUCGGACCGCACUUGUGCCAGAAUCGCGCUUUUGCUCGGCUCCAGGAGCGUAUCAAAGAAGGCGGCAAAUACAGGGUCGGAGUAGAGGUCAUAAAAACCAAAGACCGCGGCUAUGGUAUUCGCAGCAACCGGUGCUUCGAGGCCAACCAGAUCAUCAUGGAAUACACGGGCGAGAUUAUCACCGAAGAGGAAUGCGACCGCCGCAUGACGGAGAAAUACAAAAAUAACCAGUGCUAUUACCUGAUGUCUUUCGACCAGAACAUGAUCAUCGACGCGACGACCGGUAGUAUCGCUCGUUUCGUUAACCAUUCAUGCUCGCCGAACUGCCGGAUGAUUAAAUGGAUCGUCUCGGGGCAACCGCGGAUGGCACUUUUUGCUGGCGACCGCCCUAUCACGACAGGCGAGGAGCUGACAUACGACUACAACUUCGACCCCUUCUCAGCUAAGAACGUCCAGAAGUGUCUUUGUGGUAGCGACAACUGUCGAGGUGUCUUGGGCCCGAAGCCGAAGGAGGUAAAGGGUUCAAAGGCCGUGAAGGCCCCGAAGGAGAAACUGACAGACGCUGUCAAGCGCGGCGUCAACGCCGGCAAGAGAAAGUUGAAGGAGGCCUUCGGUGACAAAGACGGCGAGAACGCGGCAAAAAAGCGCAGGAUCAAGACCGCGUCGGGCGUCAAAGGUGCGAGUGUUACAAAUGCCCUUUCUAACAUCGGGGCUAAAGCAGCUCGAGGUGCCGCGCAAGCUAUCAAACGUACCGUGUCGACCAUCUCCGUGAGUACCAAGGCGGCUACACAUGGCUCUAGGUCGUCUCCUGCCCGCAACGUAGAAGCCGUGCGGAAGACGAAAACGGUAGUACAGACUUACAGCAAGGCCAAGAUGCAGACUAAGCUGUCGUUCCCACCCCGGUCUACACCCAGAGCUUCUCGCAACUCGAGUCUCACCAUCGUUGCCGCGGGCCCCGACGAUACGACACCAGACGACGCCAAACCUUCUCUAACUAUUGGGGAGGCGCCAACACUCUCGUAUAACGACGGACCGGACGAGAACCUGCCGGGUUCUGCGUCGUCCGGAAAGGAUGUCGAUCUGUCUCGACCCGUGAGCAAGAUUCGGCUGGUCCGUCCUUCUGCCCUAGGCGCCUGA
Messenger RNA from Durotheca rogersii, 2499 nucleotides. Its product is annotated as SET domain-containing protein. Gene Ontology annotation, biological process: regulation of DNA-templated transcription. Bases 1 to 2499 code for a protein of 832 amino acids. Gene Ontology annotation, cellular component: chromatin; nucleus. The record is from RefSeq and is a predicted model, not a curated record. Gene Ontology annotation, molecular function: histone H3K36 methyltransferase activity; protein binding. The transcript has 3 exons. Lineage: Eukaryota; Fungi; Ascomycota; Sordariomycetes; Xylariales; Xylariaceae.